This is a messenger RNA of Salvia hispanica, 836 nucleotides long. RefSeq lists its product as uncharacterized. NCBI's taxonomy places the organism in Eukaryota, Viridiplantae, Streptophyta, Magnoliopsida, Lamiales, Lamiaceae. The record is from RefSeq and is a predicted model, not a curated record.
UUCACUCUUUUUUAUGUUCUUAACCACUCCUCUUCUCACCAACAAUCUCAAUCACAUUCAAUAACCUUCCCCUCUCUCGCUCAUCGAAGAUAAAAUGCUGGUAGCUCGAUCCCCAAUCUCCGGCCACAAGCUACACCACCGCCCCAGCAGCGGCCGCAAACCGCUCCAGCCGAAGAACUCGCCGUCGACUCCUUCCGCCACAAAAUUAAAACCAAAUCCAAAUCCAAAUCACGCAGCUGUUUUUUGGGGUGAAAUAGAUCAGAGUAACAAGGAGAAUAUCUACUCCACCCCUGUGAAAAAGGAGCGUGUCCAAUUUCAGAUCGAGUUUGAUUCCUUCGAUGCUUCUCUCGCGGAGGAACUGAACGCAAUCCGAGAAAAGGUCGAGCGGCUGCGGAUCGAUAAGGAGAAGACCGAUAAGAUGCUGAGAGAGAGAGCGCUCCUGCUCGAUUCGCAGAUGAAGGAGAUCGUCGACAGAGGGAUGCUGCAGAAGCACCUCGAGAUUGAGGUCGAUCGCCUCUUCCGAUUGAAGGAGAUCAAGCUUUCCUGCAAGAGCGUAUCGCCGAUUCGGUCGUUGAGGGAGAAGGAGCAAGCGAAGAGGAUAAAUCAGGAGCAGGAUCAGUUCAAGGCCAAGAAUCAUUCUGAAGAAGUGAAAGAAGAAAGCAUGAAGAGUGAGAAGUGAAGUGAUUUUGGAUACUCUUCGUCAUCGCCAUUUCUGUUUUUCCUCUGGAAAAUCAGAGGCAGAUUAUCAUUAGCACAUACUCCUUUUACUUGAUUUGAGAAUGUUUCUGUUGUAAUGUAUUGUAUGGUCACUUUCAAAAUGGAUAACUCUUUGAUCA